UUUGCACAGUGAAGCUCAAAUAUCCAACUGAAGUAACAAGAAGAAAAAAAUAUUUUUGAGUGGAGGGUGACUUAAAGCCUUGCCUCAUAAUAAUCAAAUUGAGACUUUUUCUUCAGUAUCAAAUUAAGUACAUCCAUGGCUACACUGCAAACAUGAACUGCUAGUAUAUAAUGCAGUGUGACUUCAUGGUGAAAAUUCGCCAACAUGUGCACACAUAUCUGCUAAAAAAAUAUUAAAUAAAUAUAUGAGUUGUGGACCAUUUUAACCACUAAGUUAAUCCUGAAUAACUUGGACAUGAUCAAUCGUUUCUACCAGAUUUAUUGUGCAGUGCAGGAUAAAAUUUGACUGGUACAAGCGUUAGUUUUAAGUUAGUUUUAGUGUUAGUAAACAGGAGAAUGACAAACUGGAGUUAGGGACCGUCUUUAAGUUUGUGCAAAAUGUCCCAAUAGAGCUUUUCAGAUUUCUGUUGUUAUUUUUCUCAUUUUUUAUUAUGGACACUUCAGAUAAACUUUAUUUUCAUCUGGGUCUCCUCUGUUUUUUUUCUUUUUUUAAACCCUGAAGUAUUGCCCAAUGAAUUAUUCUAGCUUAUAUUCACCCAACAUAUCUCUACCCAGAUCACACAGUUUAGACUUUGAUGAACUGUGGUCAGUGUGGUUUCCUAACAUACUUUUCUCAUUACAGCAAUUCAUCUUGAUUAUCACAAACCCUAUCAGCAAAACCAGCCAACUUCCACACGUCACAAGAUCUGAAAAAAUUUAAAGCCAACAUGUACUUGGCAGGAAGUUCAUUUACUUUACCUGGGCAGGCCUCCAAUGUAUUAACACUGUGGUAACGCUUGCUGUGCUAGUGGCAUUUUUGUAGAAUUUAUGUUAAGACAGGUCUGAAGAUCAGGUGAAAACACUCAGGCCACUGGGGCUCCAUUCCAAUUUGAUUACCUUUUGCAUUUUAAUAAUGCUUUGGUUACAUAAUAUGUACCAAUCCAGCAGGUAUUGUGACGACAUCUGGAAAUCUUCACUGUUGUAUAGUGUAUUGUUGCAUUGUGCUGUGGGCAGGUAAAAGUCUAUUGCCCUUUUGAGCUUUUUUUAUGACAUGCAAUCAGUUUUUUAGGAUAAGGAUCAUAAAUUAGAUCAUUAUUAAAGUUCUUAUAUAACUUAUCACACCUAAAUAACCUACAUCUGUUUAAUUCAUCUUUACCCACCUCAUUGUGUAACAGAGUCACAGACUUGAGGUAAAUGUUGCUCAUGACAAUGUUAACGUGCUGGUGUCAAGCAGUAAAUAUGUAUUAUGGCCGCUGUCUUUGUUAAGUGUGUAAGCAUGAUCAUUUUUGUAAUCAACACUAAACAUAAAGUACAGCUGAGGCUGAUGGGAAUGUCAAUAGCUUUGAAGGUAUUUGGUCGUAAACCCAAGUUUUUGGACAAACUGAAAUUUUGAGCGGAUGGUGGGUCUGGAUGAAAAUCCGGUGAUCACCAAAUAUAUUACAGUUCAUCCUGAGUGGAGCAUGAAUGUCUGCACUAAAUUUCAUUGCAGUCUUUUGCAAUCCUGUGAUAUUUUACACAAAAAUGAACCUCAUGGUGGAGUUGAGGAAAAGUUAGAGGAUCACUUAAGUAAUUUGGAUACAUUGUCUGCAAACUAUGAAUGAUGACCAAAUUUUCAUCUUUGUUGCGAUGGCGGUGAUGGUGGCAAGUCAGGACCAGUCAUCACCACAGUUUUUAGGAAUCAUCCUCUGAAGACCUUGAAUAUCUUUAACAGAGUUCAUGGCAAUCCAUCUUAUACUUGUCUAGACAUUUCUAUUAAAACCACAAAUGUCAACCUGCUGGUGAUGUUUGAUGAAAAGUCAAGGAACCACUAAACUCAUCAUGAUUCAUCCUCUGUUGACCAUGAUAUCUGUACAAAUUUCAUGGCAAUUUGUUUAAUACUUGUUGAGAUAUUUCAGUCUUGAACAAAGUGGUGAACCGAUGAGACUAACAUUUCCCUUUCCACUUGUAAAUCUAGUUUGAUGUCAGUGCCUUUCUAAAAGCCGUAAAGUAUGGCCUCUUGUAGCUUAUUGUUUAAACAUUCAGAAAAUUAAUUGGAAACAACUUCUUACACACAUUCAUUUGCCUGAAUGCCAGGGUUCUUGCUACCUUUUUAUGAAUUGUCUCAUAUGUUUCAACUCCAUCAUUAUUGCUCUUAUCACCAGAAACACCUAUCAGGUUGUAAAAGCAAUGUUUGAAAUCAGUGGCCUCACCUCUUCACACUGCCUUAUUAAACUGCCACCAUAUCUUCUCAACUAUACGUGUUGCCAUCUUCUUACAGUUGUUGCCUUAUUAAUAGGUAACUGUCUCCUGGUAUACCCAACACACUCCAAAGUGCAGCAAUUUAUCUAAUCAGUAAUCACCACAACUCCAUCAUUAUUGCACUUAUCACAAGAAACACCUGUCAGGUUGUAAAAGCAGUCUUUGAAAUCAGGGGCCUCGCCCCUUUUCACUGCCUUCUUAAACUGGAACUAUAUCUUCUCCUCAACUAUACCUGUUGCACAUCUGCGGAGAGAUGGUCUCUAAAGGAAUUUGCAUUGUCCUGAAAUGCCUACUGGUUCUUACAGUUGUUGCCUCAUUGAUAGGUAACUGUGUCCUGAUAUGGCUCAACACCCAACGUACUCCAAAGUGCCCUGCUCAACAGGUAAACCCGGUCCAACCUGCAGUGCAUAAUGAUCGCAGUGACGUCUUUGCUGACCUCUCGGUUGAGGAGUAUCUUCAGGUGUGCGACUACAUGUCCAAGAUCCCAGGGAUGAAUAUCUCGUUUAACCCGAUCGUACCUCCUUUUCUUGACUACCUGUAUUUGAUUGACCUCUCUCUGCCAAAGAAACAGAUUGUUUUGCACCAUCUGGAUAACAACGGGCCAAAACCAGCAAGAGAGGCGACUGCUGUGGUUUUUCAUGCCACUACGAACAACAUAAAGGAAUAUGUAGUGGGUCCUCUCCCCAACCCAACCUACCACCGUGAUGUUACCUUUGAGAGGUAUAAAAUGGAGAUCCCUUUGACUGCACGUCCGAUGUACCUUGGGGAGCUAAUUCUUGUAACAGGGUUUCUGCGGGAAGUGCUUACACCAGUCAGCGCACUUCUAAAAGAAAGUUUUGGUAUAGAUGAUUUAGCAAACCCAGUUUACUAUGACAGCAUGCCCAGGGGUGUCAAGUCAGGGGACAGACAGUCGUGGAUUUCUCUUUGUCGAAAUGAGGAGGGUUUCUUCAUCCACCCGGUGGGCUUUGAAAUCUUAAUCAACCACCGAAGCAUCAAUGUUUUUUCUUGGCGUGUGAUUAAAGUGCUUUAUAACGGUCAGUACUUUGACAGCAUAAAAGAACUGAAGGAGAAAUAUGAGGCAGGAAUUGUGAGAAAAGUCAUCUACAAACCUGGGCCAAACUACGCAUCACUCAAACCUAAGCAGAAACCCACGGGUAUUGGACCUCAGCAGUUUUAUGUACAAGGCAAGCGAUUCAGUGUCAGAAACAACCACGUUGUCUACCUUGACUGGAGCUUUUCUUUCGGACUGAGUGUACUUACAGGCAUGAGAGCUUUUGACAUUCGCUUUAAAGGGGAGAGAAUCAUCUAUGAGCUAAGCGUUCAAGAGGCCAUGUCGGUCUACGGGUCUGCCACCCCAAAUCUUAUGCUCACCAAGUUUCUUGAUGGCAGUAUGGGAAUUGGUCGGUGUGCCUAUGAGUUGGUCCGGGGGGUUGACUGUCCUUAUUCAGCUACCUACGUAGACACUUUCCACUUUAUGGACACUGGUGCUCCGCGGCAACUCAAAAACUCAAUUUGCAUCUUUGAGCAUGACACCGGCCGACCUCUAAGGAGGCAUUUCUCAGAAGCGGUCUACAACAGUUAUGGAGGACUAGUAAACAGUGCCUUAGUGGUCAGGACAAUCACAGCUAUAGGAAAUUAUGACUAUGUGUGGGAUUUCAUCUUUUAUCAGAGCGGCUCAGUGGAGGCCAAAGUGCAUGCCACUGGCUACAUCGCCUCUUCUUUCAUGCUGAAGGGCAGUUUUCCAUACGGUCACCAAGUGGCAGAAAAUGUCACAGGAAAUAUCCACACCCAUUUUAUCAACUUUAAAGUGGAUGUUGAUGUUUUAGGAGUGAAGAAUGUAUUCCAGACCAAAGACAUGGAGUUUGUGAAUGUCUCACUGCCCUGGAAGCCAGAACGCUACGCCAUGAUCCCUAGGAUAGUGGAGAAACAACUUCAAACAGAACAGGAGGCAGCUCUGCGUUACGGUGCCAAGACUCCUCGCUACCUCCACAUUGCCAGCAACCAGACCAACCGCUGGGGCAACCAGCGCUCCUACAAGCUGCAGGUGUACAGCUUCACCGGGGACCACCUUCCAGAGAGCCAGGCUGAGGAGAGGGCUAUGUCUUGGGCCAGGUAUAAGGUUGCCAUCACUAAGCAGAAGGACUUGGAGCGGAGCUGCGGCAGUCUGUACAAUCAGAAUGACAUGUGGACUCCAGCUGUUGACUUUAGCAAGUACAUUGAAGACAAUGAAAGUAUUGAAAAUGAGGACCUGGUCGCCUGGGUUACCACCGGCUUCCUCCACAUCCCUCACGCCGAGGACAUCCCUAACACAGUGACUGUGGGCAACGGGGGCGGCGUCCUGUUGCGGCCACACAAUUACUUUGAUGAGGACCCAUCCAUACACUCUCCUGAUGGGGUGUACUUUGGCGCGGGCAGCGAGGAAAGCUGUGACAACAACAGGAUGGCCUGCCUUGCUCAAGAAACCUGUAGCCCCGUGCUGGAACCCUUCACCUACAAUGGCUUUCAGCAGUGGUGGCCUGAAGGUUAGAGAAGCGGGUAUGUGUAAGGCAUGGACAUUAUAACCUGACUUUGCACCAUUACUCUGGUGAAACGCUCAUACCAAUGCUGUUUGCUGCUGCAGCUCCCUUCAACACACCAAACCCCUCUGUAUGUGAUAAGCUUUCAGUAUAAUUGAUUUAAGUAAAGCUAAUAUAAAGAUUUAAUGUUCAUAGAUGAUUUUUGUUGGAGCAGCAGAAUUCUCAUUGCUGCUCAGAUUCUUUUGAGAGCUCCCUCAAAGAGCAGAACCUUUUUCCACCAAAUCUGCGUAACACUUGCUAUAAAAGGUCAAUUCCUUAUGCAAGUGCCUUUUAGCGCCAGAACCAAACAAUUUCAAAUCAUUUUCAGAUAUGUCCGACUGUUAGACAGUAUCAUAUUGAGAUUGGGACACAUCACCCAAAGUAAAACACAACAUAACAAAUUGUUUUGAGGUACCAGGCUAGUUUCCCUGCAGCUUCUGAAUGUGGACACUAAUAAGCCUCCCACAGGCUGACCAUUGUGUUCAGUUUCCUUCCUCUUCCUCACUGUUCUCAAUGAGGCCAAAAUGACAGGGUGUCAGGUAACACGCUAAACACUUGUUGAAAAUCAACAAGAGCUUGUGUUGCUAAUUAGGCACUAGAAACAUUAGAAAACUCAUUAGAAAACCUACCUCCCACAG
Messenger RNA from Thunnus maccoyii (southern bluefin tuna), 5469 nucleotides. RefSeq names its product membrane primary amine oxidase-like. Gene Ontology annotation, molecular function: primary methylamine oxidase activity; quinone binding; copper ion binding. Gene Ontology annotation, cellular component: plasma membrane. The record is from RefSeq and is a predicted model, not a curated record. Gene Ontology annotation, biological process: amine metabolic process. The transcript has 5 exons. Lineage: Eukaryota; Metazoa; Chordata; Actinopteri; Scombriformes; Scombridae. The coding region runs from base 2530 to 4803 and encodes 757 amino acids.